This is a messenger RNA of Mesocestoides corti, 3243 nucleotides long. The record is from the annotation of a GenBank genome assembly. Lineage: Eukaryota; Metazoa; Platyhelminthes; Cestoda; Cyclophyllidea; Mesocestoididae.
AUGAAUAAAACUACAAACCAUCUGCUUGCUUCAAACCGCAGACUAGAACUGUGUCAGUUCAAAACGCGUCCGCGUACUCGAAGUGAACGCGACUGGUCAGCUCCAACCAUGACCAAGGAUUGGCUCGCUGUACACGGUCUACGUGCAAUGCACGUAACUGCUGACGACUUGAAACACGUUUUAAGGGAAUGUGAAUCCCUUAAAACGGCCAAUCUCCAGACAAUGAUAUCUGCACUCUACGAGUUUGAAGACCGAAUUCACAAUUUACUACUGAAAGUUAAUCGUCGUAUGCAAUGGAUGCUGCAAGGCAGCAGACGUGUGUUUGGCGUGCAAGGGGCCAGACGCCUCGGUUUGCUAAUUGACGCCUCCGACAAGCUCCUCUGCUCCCAUCUAUCUGGACACCUACGAAGGUGCCUCAUUCAGCUGCUCAAGGAUCAGAUUGCCCCUCACACAGAGGUGUUUUACGUGGCAACGUACGGAUCCACCGUGACGCCUCUGUGGGAGAAACCACGGAAGAUCACGCCAAACGUCCUGUUGGAAGCACAGCACUUCUUUGGUGUGUCCAUGCAGAACAGUGGCGCGAGCAACCUUAUGGCCGGCGUUAAAACCAUGCUUCGAGUUGGACGUCUGUACAACCUGGACCAAGUCACGGUCGUCGUAGGAAGCCUCCCCGACCAAGAAUACAGUCAAUUGAGAGAGUACGUGGGGCAAUGCGAUGACAAAGACUCCCCCAUGGUUUGGUCCUUUGUGUGUUUUGACUGCCGCGACGAACGUGUCUCCGACAUUCUCAAACGACUGACCGAAAUUAAUUCAUCCACCUUCUAUUUGCAUUGCUACACACCUCAAAGCAAUGAAGGCAUCCGACGUAGUAAUGAAAUUCAACUGCUGGAAUGUGAGUUAUCGGAAGCAAAGUGUUUGGCGGAGGUCGUGGGGAAAUUUCGCCUGGAACUUGAAAGAGGGCAGACGGAUUCCAUGGGAGAAGUGCUUGGGGUCCCCGUGCUGCCGCCUGAAGACGUGGACGAACUGGUACUCUGUCUGAUCCAAGGUGGCACGUUUCGCCCGGAAACGUCCAAGUGUUGGCUUAGCCGGCACGGUUUGAGGGCGAAAAAACUUGACUUUUUCCAGAUGCUGACACCGCACGCCUACCCACAAACAUCGAUAUUUGUGGACUCAAUCGGAAGGGAGGUCACGGGAAAGGUAUACGCAGACACCAUGAUUCAAGUGGAGUGGCCUAACGGAACCACGAAAAACGUCUACCUGAAGCUGCCUAUUCUCUACGACUACCAGAAAAAGCUCACAGAACAUAUCACUCUGCUAGAGAAACGAAUUUCAUGGUUAAAACUCGGCAGCCGCAAGGUUUUCGGUAGUCUUGUGGAAGAGCAUGUUGUUGUCCUCGUGGAUCUGUCAGCUGACAAUGCCCCAGUUCUGGCGCAGAUCAAGGCCUUUCUGAAACAACUCCUGGAGCACCAGAUUUCCAAGUUUGUCCGAUUUUUCAACAUAAUCGCUGUCGGAGGAGAGGUCGAGCCGUUGUUUAAAUCCCUCUCCAAGGUCACAGCCCAGAGUCUGCAAGAGGCCUGGAAAUGGGUGCUGGCGAAGGGCACGGCGGGAACUCGAAAUGUGAUGGCUGCUUUGCGCCUUGUAAAUGACAUGUUGAACAGCACUCAGUUUCCCUCGGUGGGAUUGUACCUCCUCACCACCGGUUCUCCAAAUCAGGAAACCGCUCAACUAACGGAGUAUUUGGAGCACUUGAAUGUCAAAAUCAGCUGCUCGCUGCACGUGGCAUUCUUUGUUCCCGAUUUCAAAUGCGAAAAUGAUGCCGUCGAAGCAAAAAUCGCAGAAUCCUUGAGCACAAUCGCGCACUCAACCGGCGGGAGAUUUCAUUGGUUCACGGCGCACUGCUUGAAAACCAGCGAUGAUGUUGACUUACUUAUGGCAGAACUUGCAUCAUCCCUUCGAUUCUCCGACGAAAACAACAAACUUAUCGCCAGACUCCAACAAACGACACGAAAAGAAGGGAUUAGUUUCCCAUGUUCAGCCUCAGAAUGCGGCUGCGAAGAGCUUCGUAAACCGAGGACUCAAAGAAGACACUCUAUCGAUUUUACGACUGUCCCAACGACGGCGUUAGUUGAGGGGAGGAAGAAAUCGAUAAGAGAUCGAAAUGCCCUUUGUGCACAAAACGCCACAAAACCCAAGGUUAAGACUAAAACCAAGAGUUUUUCAGAGACAGGGCUGACGCGAAUCCCGUCAUUGAAUAUUCAAUUACCAAUUAAAGAAGAGACGAUCUCCAGCAAAGCGUGGAUUCGUAAGUACGGGUUGAAGUCGAUGAGAUUGAGACUGAACAAGCUUGUCAGUGGAACGCGGUGUUGCCACCCGACUCUCCAAAACGCAACCCAGACAUACUCUUCUGCGUUGUUCCCUUCAGUUGAACCCAAAGAGCAACUGCAACACCACCACCAUUCCACGCCGCUGGAACUGCGUAAUCUAAUACAAUCGGUCAACAUCCUGAUGCAUCGACUCACACAACGUCUAAAUUGGCUUCUCUUGAGUCCGAACGCUGAGCUUGGUGUAGUGACGGAGAGGUGUGCAAUUCUGGUUGUUGACAUAUCCGGCUCCAUGGCACCACAACUACCGAGGCUAAAACAACGCAUCAGCACAGUCAUUGAACGGCAAAUCUGCAAACGACACCUGGUUUUCAAUGUGAUCGCUUUUAAUGACAAAAUAUUGGUCUGGUCGGCGUCAGGACCGAUCAAGGCUACGAAGACGGCGAGUGCAGAGGCCAUCAGUUGGGUGGAGUCGUUGAGAGCGUGGAGCGGGACGAACACUCUAGAUGCAAUGCUGGAAGCCCUGGAACAGGCAGCCAUAAUUGCCAGACGGCGGUCGGUGGGCAUCUACCUCAUCACCGAUGGCUGUCCGGACACAAGUUUGGCCAGAACUAAGGAAACGAUUAUCCAAAAGUACCGCGAAAUCAAAGCACCGCAUCCAAUCACUGUGAACACGAUCCUGUGUGGCGCAAAACGCGACCAUCUUGAGGAAUUUCUGCGAACACUGUCGAGGUUUACGAAAGGUCGCUUUCACAGUGCCGACGAAGAGCGGCAAACGGUUUCGUGCACCGGCGACUUAGCGUGGGCAGCCAGUCAAUCGGAUGACACGGGCAUCAUUGUGAAAGAGAUUAAGAAGUGUCAGCAGCUACUGCUCCGAGCACAUUUCUAUCAGUCAAUCCCAACAAUUCGCGAAGGACAGUAA